CUUUCGCGAGGGAAGAGAAUAUGAGCAACUUCGAAAUGGAAAUAAUAGUGGAAGAAUUUUGAACUAUGCCUACUCCGGAGCACAUUUUUUUCCAUGGCGAUGACAAAAGCCUUGAGUGACAAGUCACGGCGUCUCCCCGCUAAGCGAUUUGGCGUGGCUCGUUCUGGGACCGCGGCUUCGGUCCGCAAUUGCUGAGGGAAAAGAGGGCGCCGCCAUUUUGUCGACAGCGAGGAGAGUUGGAGGCCUCAGCCGGGAGCUUGCCCAAGGUCCUCUCGCGGCCUAGUCGCAACCGAUUCUUUCCUGUCCUGCCUAGGCUUCGCGCCAACGUAACAUCACGGCGGAGAUGUCGGAAUACAUCCGAGUAACGGAAGAUGAGAAUGAGGAACCCAUUGAGAUCCCUUCAGAGGAUGAUGGGACUGUAUUACUCUCCACGGUUACUGCGCAGUUCCCAGGAGCCUGUGGCCUCCGUUACAGAAACCCCGUGUCUCAGUGUAUGAGAGGAGUCCGAUUAGUGGAAGGAAUUCUUCAUGCACCAGAUAAUGGCUGGGGAAAUUUGGUAUAUGUGGUGAAUUAUCCCAAAGACAACAAGAGGAAAAUGGAUGAAACAGAUGCUUCAUCAGCCGUUAAAGUGAAACGAGCAGUUCAGAAAACCUCUGAUCUGAUAGUUUUGGGUCUUCCGUGGAAGACAACAGAGCAAGAUCUGAAAGAAUAUUUCAGCACGUUUGGAGAAGUUCUCAUGGUGCAGGUUAAGAAGGACAUCAAAACUGGCCACUCAAAGGGGUUUGGUUUUGUACGAUUUACCGACUAUGAAACCCAAGUAAAAGUCAUGUCUCAGCGUCACAUGAUUGAUGGAAGAUGGUGCGACUGCAAGCUCCCCAAUUCUAAGCAAAGUCCAGAUGAACCUUUGCGUAGCAGGAAGGUGUUUGUUGGGCGUUGCACUGAAGACAUGACUGCAGAUGAGCUCCGUCAGUUUUUUUCACAAUAUGGAGAAGUCGUUGAUGUCUUCAUUCCCAAACCAUUCAGAGCUUUUGCCUUCGUUACGUUUGCUGAUGAUCAGGUCGCCCAGUCCCUUUGUGGUGAGGACUUGAUCAUAAAAGGAAUCAGCGUCCAUAUAUCCAAUGCUGAACCUAAGCAUAAUAGCAGUAGACAACUAGAAAGAGGUGGAAGAUUUGGUGGUAAUCCAGGAGGCUUUGGGAAUCAGGGUGGAUUUCCUAACCGGGGGGGAGGCGGGGGAGGUGGCGGACUGGGUAACAGCCAGGGCAGUAACAUGGGAGGUGGGAUGAACUUUGGGGCCUUCAGCAUCAAUCCCGCCAUGAUGGCGGCGGCUCAGGCCGCGCUGCAGAGCAGCUGGGGGAUGAUGGGCAUGCUUGCUAGCCAGCAAAACCAGUCUGGGCCGUCAGGGAACAACCAGCCACAGGGAAACAUGCAGAGGGAGCAGCAGAGCCAAGGGUUUAGCUCCGGGAGCAAUUCCUACGGAAGCUCGAACUCUGGCCCAGCGAUAGGGUGGGGCUCCUCCAACACGGGCUCCAGCAGUGGGUUUAAUGGCGGGUUUGGUUCAAGUAUGGAUUCCAAAUCAUCAGGAUGGGGGAUGUAAGGCAGGCUGACUCUGAUGGGAAAUCAUUUUUUUUUUCUAGAGCUUCCGGUAAGUAUAAUCUAAAAUGCAUAUUACUAAAAGGAAAAAAAAAAAACCAACCCCAAAUCAAUUUGUUCAGUGUGUAGUAUAUUUCGAUAGUAUUUUUGACACUUUUUUUCUUUUGUAAGGGGGAAAAAAAGAUUAAAUGAAGUUUUAUAGGUUUUGUUACCAUGAGUUGGAAUACAUGAGUUGGGAUUAUUGAGUGGCUGAAAGUGAACUGUUUCCCUGACUGGUAAACGGGUGUGCUGCAGUUUAAAUAGGAAUUUGUAAAGAUUGGAUUCCUUGUUUUCCUAGUCAGCUGAGAUCUUUGCAUGUUUCAAAAAAAAUGGAAGCCAUUUUUCAGAAACUGCAUCCUAUCCUUAUUAAUUUUUUUUAAUUUAAUUUGAUCCCCCCCGCCAUAAGAAUUUUUCUCUCUUUCUCUCCUUCCCCCUCCCCCAAAUGUCCUGUGUGGAGAAUGCAAUGUUGGUGUCGGCUUUUUUUCCUUUUAACACUGUCUCCCUUCUCAUACUAAAGUACAGUAUGGAGACCUCAUUUAGUUCUUGCAGUUCAUCUCAUUUCAAAUGUGUCUGGAAGAAGCACUUCAUUGAAAACAGUGCAGUUUAAAAAAAAUACACAAACACAAAACACCUAUAUAUAAAAAAAAAUAUCUGCUUUAGGAAUACUCCUGUCUCCAUGCUUUCCUCAUCCAAGACUCCUUCAUCACACUGCACAUGCUACGUCUUAAAGAUGGUGGGUGUUCCAUUUUAUCCGCUCCUCUUUUUAUUUCAUGGAGUCGUACUCAACGCUGUGAACGCAAGGCUGUGAGAUGGAAACCAGAAGGCUUGUUUGAACUUCUGAAAACCUUGUGUGGGAUUGGAUUUGUGGUGCCAAGGCAUGUGAGGGCUUGGUAUGUGCGAGAAAAAGAAGGAGGCGCAUGCGGAGAGAGACUUGGUGGUGCAUUAUGGGAUUUUUUUUUUAUUAAAAAAAAACAUUUUUUUUCCUUGACGCAAUGUCCCUCGAUCCUGUGGCUUUGGUGAGAGAGUGUGCGGAGAGCGAUGGGAGCAGACGUACGAAUGUUUUCCUUGCAUUCAAAAACGGACAUCUUGAUCUGGAAGAACUUAAAAAAGGGGGCGGGAGGAGGGCUUUUUACUUAGUUAAACCAAAUUAGUUGGAUGUGUUAAGUGAAACGAAUAUCUGUAUAUAUUUUUUUCUCCUUUAUGUCAACUCUGCUGUGAAUGCUGUAUGGUGUGUGUUAUUUUGUUCAAUGAUCCUGUAAGUGUGGUAACGUGAACCGAAGGUGGGGAUUUUUCUGAUGGGAACAUCCAGUUUGUAGUGUGCUUUCUGCGUGUGUGCUUUUUUUUUCUUCUUCCCCACACCCCCCCCCCCCCCCCAGCAAAGCUCACUUGCAAAGCUCAGGUGUUCCCUUGCGGGUGGAAGUUUUUCUGUCUGUAAGAUAUUCAUAUGAAUGCUGUUUGCUGAAGUUCUGUGUUUGGAUGCUUUUUUAUAAGAUUUGUCAAUGUAGGAAAUUCUUAAAUAAAACUGAUUUAAGUAAUACGUGUGUGUGUUUGACAGCCCCCCCCCUGAGCAAAAGAGCUCCUUAAAAGUAUCAUUUAAGAUAAGAAUUACGUUUUUUAAAAAUGUUUUUUUAGGUUUGCCUGCCUUAUGUAGCAGAAACUCCAAAACUAAGACCCAGCCUUAUAUUUAUAGCCUUUGUGAUAAACUUAUCUGAAAUGCAAUUCUGUUACAUGAAGUUCCCCAUCCCUAGUCAGCAGGCAUUGGUAAUUUCCUGGGUGUAAGCAAAAAUCUCAAAUAAGUCUAUGUUCUCAGGGCAUUCAGCCUUGAUGGGAAUAGGAUGCUAAAAACCUCCGUUUCAAUGUGGUGAACAGACAAAAUAUUGGCAAACAUUUGGCUCUCAGUGAGUUAUACAGUAACAGACCGUUUACUGUCCCUUGCUUGAUAUAAACCUACAACUUUCAUUUGCUACCUAAUGGGAGCCGUCAAUUUGGUCCCAAAUAAAUUUAUACACUUUAAAAUCUCCUGUAGCUCCACUGAUUUUCUUUGCAUUUCAGCUGAAAAUCCUAUUUCCUUUUAAAGGAUAUUAGUGUAGUAGGUGGACUCUUAAAAUUAUUUGCUGGGUGCUUAUGGUGGCGUUGUUGUUCGAUACUGAUACUGGUUUAUUACACCAGAAGAUGGUUCUUGGUGUAAAACAGAUCUGUGAAUAUUCCGGAGGACAUAAUAGUCUUACAUUGCAUAAUCUUUACUUCACCUAAAUCCGAUCCAUUGCCAAAAUCUACCAUCUGAAUUUUGCAUUUUAGCACUUGCAUUAACACCAGCUACUGCUGCUGAGUAACACUUAAUAUGGUUUUCUCGGACCUCCCAAGGCUAAACUGUGUCAUCCCAGGAAGAAUCAUGAGGGUAAGUUUGAUACCUCACUAGCAUGGUUUCAGUAAUUUAUUUUGGCUUGUAUUUAUAAAACCCAAGGGCCACUUCUGGAUAGAAAGGGGGACCCAUGCUGUGAUCAUUUUAAUGCUGCUUCAAGCAGUAAGGGCUCUAACGUCCCUUCCCUCCAAUCCCUAAGCAUCUUAGAAUUGUUUUCAAACAUGAUUCAUAUCAUUAAUUUUUUCGUUAGUGUUGAAAGUGAGUUAAUAAACAGAAUUCUCAUAA
Messenger RNA from Thamnophis elegans (Western terrestrial garter snake), 4276 nucleotides. It is a transcript of the gene TARDBP, whose product is annotated as TAR DNA binding protein. The transcript is spliced from 6 exons. NCBI's taxonomy places the organism in Eukaryota, Metazoa, Chordata, Lepidosauria, Squamata, Natricidae. Gene Ontology annotation, biological process: regulation of gene expression. Gene Ontology annotation, cellular component: nucleoplasm. The record is from RefSeq and is a predicted model, not a curated record. The coding region runs from base 344 to 1594 and encodes 416 amino acids. Gene Ontology annotation, molecular function: RNA binding.